AUGUUGCGCCGCCUUCUGCACGCGCCUCGCCCUCUCGCGCGCCUCUACUCGAAGCACCUCGGCGUGCUGCCCGAGGUCCCGCCCGAGUGCCUCCAGGCGCGGACGCCAACGCUGGACGUGCCGCCGAUGCUGCACUCGUUCACGGAGAUGUUCCGCAGCAU
Saprolegnia parasitica CBS 223.65 is the source of this 161-nucleotide messenger RNA. RefSeq lists its product as hypothetical. The annotation marks the transcript as partial. The record is from RefSeq and is a predicted model, not a curated record. The transcript has a single exon. Lineage: Eukaryota; Oomycota; Saprolegniomycetes; Saprolegniales; Saprolegniaceae.